UGAGGUGAUUGGUUGUGUGAGGGGUCUGAUCGUGUCGCUCCGCCCUGAGAUCAGACAGGAAGUGAAUGGAGACACAGACUGAGAGCAGGCCAGAGUUUCACACACACACUCUUUCAAGAAAUAAACUCAUGAAAUAUCAGCUGAGCACGCCACUCACCAACACACACUACAGAACACAGCACAGCACCUCUGAAGCGCGGCAGACGGAAGAAACUGCUCGGAAGAGAUGAGAAGGACGCUUUACUCUUCUAAACUAGUUUAACUAGCUCUACACGCGAGGAGAAACGUGAGUUUGGUGUCAUACAGCAGUUGAGAAGCAUGUCAUGAGGUGUCAUGGGCUGGUCCAGCUGUUUGCUGCAGGUCAUGGCGCAGGAGAGCACAGUGCAGUACGAGCCGGUGGCAGAGAUCGGCGGCGGCGCUUACGGGACCGUCUACAAGGCUCGAGAUAGAGACAGCGGGCAGUUUGUGGCUCUGAAGAGUGUGAGAGUGCAGACCAAUCAAGACGGCCUUCCUCUGUCCACGGUGCGAGAGGUGGCGCUGCUCAAACGACUCGAGCAGUUCGACCAUCCCAACAUCGUCAGGCUGAUGGACGUGUGCGCCACACUGAGAACAGACCAGGAAACUAAAGUAACUCUAGUGUUUGAACACGUGGAUCAGGACCUCAGGACGUAUCUGGAGAAAGUGCCGGCACCCGGACUGUCCAUCGACCGGAUCAGAGAUUUGAUGCAGCAGUUGCUGUGUGGUCUGGCGUUCUUGCACUCUAAUCGAGUUCUGCAUCGGGACCUGAAGCCAGAGAACAUCCUGGUGACCAGCAGAGGGCAGGUGAAGCUGGCUGACUUCGGUCUGGCGCGGAUCUACAGCUGCCACAUGGCGCUCACACCGGUGGUGGUGACGCUGUGGUAUCGCUGUCCUGAGGUGCUGCUCCAGACCACUUACGCCACGCCGGUGGACAUCUGGAGCACCGGCUGCAUCUUCGCUGAGAUGUUCAGACGCAAGUGA
Molecule: messenger RNA, 999 nt
Organism: Sinocyclocheilus anshuiensis
Lineage: Eukaryota; Metazoa; Chordata; Actinopteri; Cypriniformes; Cyprinidae
Gene: cdk4
Product: cyclin dependent kinase 4
Exons: 5
Coding region: 334-999 (221 amino acids)
Biological process (GO): protein phosphorylation; regulation of G2/M transition of mitotic cell cycle; regulation of gene expression
Cellular component (GO): cytoplasm; cyclin-dependent protein kinase holoenzyme complex; nucleus
Molecular function (GO): cyclin binding; cyclin-dependent protein serine/threonine kinase activity; ATP binding
Source: RefSeq, a predicted model, not a curated record